AUGGACAUCGUGGAGAGGGUCCUCUCCGUGGCCCAGGUCAUCCACUCCCAACUUGAGCAUGUGAAGUGCUGUAAGCACCAGUGCCAGCGCCUCGUGGAGCGCAUCCAGAUCCUGCUGGAGCCCGUGAGGGUCCUCAGGGCUCAGCCACCAAAGCACAUCUCCCACCACGAAGAGAAACUCUUGAAGAAGCUGCUCUGUGUGCUGGGGGAAGCCCAGAAACUGGUGACGAAAUACAGCCAGACCAGCUGGAUCCAGAAGUUCCUGAGAGCCCACAGUGUUGGCGAGGAGUUCGUCUGGGUGAAUGAGAGCCUGGAGGACAUCGCCCAGGGGCUCUCGCUCCUGCUGCAGGCAGAGCAGAAGCAGGCUUUCCUGCAGGCUUUCCAGGCAAAGACCUGUCGUAGGCAGGACGCUGAGGACCUGCAGGAUGACAGGGCUUUCUUGGACCAGGUGAUUGCAAGUACCGGACAGUGUGAAGACGUCGCCAGGGAGAUCUACAUCGACAGACAGUGUAUGGAGAGCAAGGUAGACUGGAUGCAAAGCGAGCUGAACAAAAUCGUGCACAUGAUGGAGUGCUUGAAGAAGGUCAACGUUGGUAAAAGAGAAGACAUCACUGAGAUUGAGCGGAACCACCUCACCUUCUACAGACACCUGCAGGACACCGAGAGAUAUGACCUCUACGAGGGAGAGUACCUCAAGUACCCUGUCGCCAUCAAAACCUUCAAGAGGCCACUGACCACUGACCCAGUGAAGGUGAGAGACAUCUUCGAGAAGGAGAUUCAGACCCUGAAGAAGUUUGAGUCUCCAAACAUCCUGCGCAUGUACGGGAUCUGCAUUGAGGAGAAAGAUGGGAGCCCCUGCUUCUCCAUCGUCAUGGAGUACUGUAAGCACGGGACGCUGCGGGAUGUGCUGACCAAGCAACGGCAUCUCUCCUGGGAGGUUCGCAUUCGGAUGGCCCUGGGAGCCGCCAGAGGCCUUUACAGGUUGCACCAGACGGAGGAGAAGUCCCGACUCCAUGGCUCCAUCUGCAGUAACAAGUUCCUGGUGGCCGGGGAUUACUGCGUGAAGCUGUCAGGAUUUGAGCUGACUGAAACAGAGUCAUCCAUCAAGAGGAAAGCCAGGAAGAACUGGAAACAUGUCUCUAUGUUGGCUUACGUCGCCCCUGAGAACCUGAAAGACAUCAACUACCCCUACAAGAGGCCCUGCGAAAUAUACAGCUUCGGGAUAGUGCUGUGGGAGAUCGCGACCUCCAAAAUCCCAUUUGAAGGCUGCACUCCCCAGGAGAUCACAGACAAAAUCUGCAACCACCGUUACCGAGAGCCUGUCGGGGAAGAUUGUCCUGAAGACCUGCGGAAAGUCAUUGACCAGUGCCGGGCCUUUGACCCUUCCCAACGCCCUUCUGCCGAGGAGAUUGUGGACUUGCUGGCUGACCUGGAGAAGAGCCGAAGCCAAGGCAGUUAA
Opisthocomus hoazin is the source of this 1458-nucleotide messenger RNA. RefSeq names its product mixed lineage kinase domain like pseudokinase (gene MLKL). Lineage: Eukaryota; Metazoa; Chordata; Aves; Opisthocomiformes; Opisthocomidae. Gene Ontology annotation, biological process: cell surface receptor signaling pathway; necroptotic signaling pathway; protein phosphorylation. The record is from RefSeq and is a predicted model, not a curated record. Gene Ontology annotation, molecular function: ATP binding; protein kinase activity.